Molecule: messenger RNA, 669 nt
Organism: Paramecium pentaurelia
Lineage: Eukaryota; Ciliophora; Oligohymenophorea; Peniculida; Parameciidae
Source: the annotation of a GenBank genome assembly
AUGCAUAAAUUGAUCAAAACUGGCAAAUCAAAAAGCUUUAAAGAUUAUUCAAUUUUGAAAAAAACAUUAUCAACUCCUAAAAUAAUUGAAUAAGGUAACAUAGAAAUUUGAUAAAUUAAGAAAGCUAUGAAAUUUAAAAAUCAAGAAAAAAGAAUUCAAUACAUUCUUAAGACAUUAUAGAUUAAUCAGUUUUUAUUGAAAACAUAAAAAGAAUGCAAAAGUAUAUAUUUUUAAUUUAUAUAAAAUAGUCCAAAUAUAUAUUUAGAAAUGAAUUUAUUAUAAAAAAAAAUUUGGGAAAGAAUCUAAAAAUCAUCUUAAUAACAAAUUGUAAAACCUUUUUUUUAUAUUUUUAGGAUGAAUUUAGUAAUAUAGUAAUCAUAGUCUUGAAACCUGAUUAUGAAUAUGAAUUCAAUUUUUCAAUUUCAUAAUUUUCUUGUUUUAAUACCAUUAAACAAUUAACUAAAUGUUUAGCAGAAUAAUUUUAUAAUCUAACAAAUAAUUGUAUAUCAAAUUUAUUUAUUUAUGAAAGAUUUAAAUGAACCUUUUUUAUCCAUGCUUAUUGGUAAGAUUAAAACUCAAAGAUUGGAUAGAGAUAUGAGAUUAUUCGAAUUACUAAACAUUAUUAUGAAUGGUAGAAAAAUAUUAGUUCUUUAAAAUCUAAUCUAAUGA